Messenger RNA from Drosophila melanogaster (fruit fly), 3902 nucleotides. RefSeq lists its product as uncharacterized. NCBI's taxonomy places the organism in Eukaryota, Metazoa, Arthropoda, Insecta, Diptera, Drosophilidae. The transcript has 7 exons. The record is from RefSeq and is marked reviewed. Bases 458 to 3172 code for a protein of 904 amino acids.
AGUGCGUUCUAGACGGCGCCCCUUUGCAGACGUGCGGCAAUUCACAAAACGUUUGAUCACAGAAAAAAAUAUACCAAAUUAUGCAAUAAGUGCGCAACAUGAAAAGUUGCAAAUAAUUCAAUACACAAAUAAAUGAACACGCAAAAGAAACGGCAUCAAAAACAACAGCCUGAAGGCGAAAGAGAAACAUAAACAAUGCAUAUAGCACCUGGCAGGUGUGAAAAAUGGCGCAUCGGCGGUGUGUGAAUAACCUGGAUCAAGGGAGGCAGCCGCAGAACCCUAAGCAAUUAUGAAAUUAAUAGCCAACUAAUUGGUCGAUUGAAAACAGUGAAGAAAAUACAGCAUUGAACAGCAUUGAACUUAGUGUGAACAGUGACAAAUUGGCGAGCUAACGACCUUGCGGAUUGCGGAUACUUUUCGCGGAUCACCGAACUCUGUCCAGCUGCCUGUUGUGGCCAUGAAGCACGAGAAGACCCUAGCCAUGGCUGCUCCGCACAAGCAGCGCCAUGCGGACAGCUCCGCCCACGUAGUUCCACGUAGUCCCAUAACCAAGGCCUUUGAUUUCCUGCCCUGGACGCGAAGUCGCAGCAAGGUCAACAUGACCAAGGUUCAAAGUCAGCCGGCGGAACAGCAGGCCUCUGUUUCCACGGUUACCCCUGCAGAGAAAUCCUCGGAGGUGCACUAUCACAAGAACAUUUUCCGCAGUGGCGGUGGUCUCAUCCGUGAUAUCCUGGUGGGAGAUAAAAAUCUGCAGCUUAAGGAUAAGCCACCACAAUCUCCCGUUCCUUCGCACAAAAAGAAACAGAAGCACCUGUCGCGCAACAAAAGCUUGGAUAUUCGAGAACUUAUUGGCUGUGUGGAGCGGGAGAUGGCUCCUGCGACGGGAGGAGGUCCUGUGAGUCAACCGCCACGUUUCAUAGAUGACACCUACAUAGACCACAAGCCCAAGCACAUACUCUUCAAUGACGAUGAGAAUACGGUGUACAUUAUAAAGAAGGAGCAGCCCGUGGCCAAGUCCAGUCACAAGGCCAGCAAUUCCACAUCCAAUGCUGCCCAAUCGAAUGGAGAUGUUCUGAAGGCGCGGUUGAAGUUUAAGAGAUUACCCGGCGAUCACUAUGAAGCAUCGCCGGAGGCGCUCCGACGGGCACAUCUUCUCCACCAGCGAUCCGAGCAGCGUCAUCAGCUGCAGCGGCGCAAGAGUCUCAGCGAUCAGCAGAGCAGCUCCAGCCUGAGCAGUGGCGGCGGUGGAGGUGGCAAUGCUAAUGGCAGCAUUAUGUUGGAACGCCCCAAAACCGAUAAGCCGCGCAAGAAGCUUUCGUUCCGGGAACCCAUUAUUGCCGGCGACCAAAUACUACCACUCAUACUCAGCGAACAGCGGCAGGCGAGACAGAGGCGUCGCAGCUCACCCUUGGAGCGAAGCAGGGUUGGCUUAGCGAUAGCGGACUGUGAUAAUUUAUGCAAUAAUCGCACAAAGGAUGCAAUUUCCUGCGGCUGUGCGACAAGCGAUCCGGAGUCUCAGGCGAUGCGCAUCGUUCGCACCGUGGGACAAGCCUUUGAAGUGUGCCACAAAUUUAAUCUUCAUAAGAAUUCCCUGGAACCCAAUGACGAACGCUCCGAUAUAUCCUCAUCGGAGCUGCUGGACGUGGAGCAGAUCAGCGAGCAGCAGCUAUCCGAGGAUGGUGAACGCGGUGGCGGCGACAACGAGACGCCCAAGAAAGAGCACUUGGCCAUAACGCCCGAUCUGAACCACACGCAGCCGCAGCGGCCGAACCACUUGGAUAUAAUGCCAUCGCAUUCGAGUCUACGCAAAUCGAACAGCCUGCUGUGCGAUGUGGACGACAAGUCGCCAGGCUCACCUUCCUCGCCGCGCUCUGAGAUCACUCAGCUGAAGGACCAGCUGGAGGCACAGGCUCUGCAGACGCGCCAGGCUCUGGGUCAACUGAUGCUGGUGCGGGAGCAGCUCAUCUCGGAGACCAAUGCGCGCAUCGAGGCACAGGCGCGCACCCAACAAUUGCUGCAGCAGAACCGCGAGCUCCUGGAGCACCUGGCCUCUUUGGGGGCCUACAAUGAGCAGCAGACAGCCGGACUCACGUCGGCCAACAUCGGAAUGGCGCCACAGCAAUCGCAGCUACAAAUGCUGCUGCAGGCCACGAGCAACAACAACAAUCUGGCCACGAUCAACCAACAGAUCAGCAAUCUUGGCAGCAUCAAUCAGCAGUUGACCUCGCUGAGUCACCAGCUGAGUGGCCUGAAUCAGCAGAGCCAGCACCUCCAGAAUCUGCAGCAGCAGCAGCAACAACAGCAGCAGCAGCAGCAGCAACAAACGCAGGCGGCACCGACUGCGGCCACGCCCCCUCCCGCUGCGGGGGGCAGUAGUCCGUAUCCGUCGAUGAGUGCGCUGCAGAGCAUCAGCAAUCAGCUGCAGCAGCAGCAGCAACAACAGCAGCAGGACGCAUUGUCCAAGGAUCUGUUCCAGGUGAAUCAGGAGCUGUUGAAUCGCCUGCAGGCACUGAACUUGAAUGCCAAUCCUGGCCAGAGCCAGCCAACGCCCUCGGCCACGGCGCACAACUCCUUCUUCUAUGUGAAUCCCUUGUCCUGCACACCGGCCACGCCAAACAACAAUGCUGGCGGAGCCGGAGGUUUCAAUUUCCUAACCUCACCGGCAGCCACGGGAACACUGACCCCCUCACCGUUGGGCACCAUGAAUCGGAAUUCCUUUGCCGGGAGUUCGUCCUUGAACGAGGAUAUACGCCUGAGCAUCGAGCAGAAUCUGAAUAAUCUGGAGGAGCAACUCAAGGCGGCGGUGUCCAAUGGCAAUCUGGCUGGACUGGCCUGUGGAGGAUCGACCAGCACGCGGGAUACCAGUCGUAGCUCCUCCACCCUGGACUCCCCAUCCUCGCCACGUUUGAGGAGCAGCAAUAACAACAUUAGUCCUGGAAGCAGCAAUGGCAACCAGAACCACAACAAUAAUAGCAAUAGCAAUAGUAGCAGCAGUCGGGAAACGCGAUUCAAUACGGUUUUGCUGAGGGUCACCGAUGAGGCGGGUCACCAAAGAAAGCUAUCGGCCACGCCCAGUUUCAUCACACGCAGCACCAGCGAGAAGGUGCCCAAUCGCAGCCAGAUGAUGAGCCAGGUGCAGAGGACCACCUGGGCCAGGCACACCACCAAAUAGGAGCAGGGCUUCGAAACGCCCAGUGGACCAGGUCAUAGGUUAAAGGAUACGAAAAGUGGAAGUGGGCGUGCAUGAGGAACGAGUGAAUGAGUGGGUGCAACAGUAUUAAUUUAGGAGAAAUGGAAGCCUACUUUAGUUUUGCAUUUUAGGUGUCCUAGCAGAACGCAUCGCUGGCGUUUAGUGUGCCAAUUAUUUGCCCAGCUCAACGUCCGUUUAAGUGUAAUAUAUCUAUGUAAUGUAUAUCUAUUUAGCAAUAUCUUCUAGCUCAAAACUGUGCCAAAGUCGAAAGUUUAUAAUACUCGAAAGUUUGGUUAGCUUCCGGGCCAGCAGCGAUAAACCUUAAGUAAAAGUAUUUGUGAAACAUAAUCUUAGCAUAUCAGCAACGAAGAAACUUACUCAAGUUCGCAAUAAUCGUUUGAAAGUAUUUUCUCUCCCCUAAAUGAAAAACUAUAUCUAUACACCUAGUGAUUAAGCUAAUGAGUCUAGUCUAAACUGAUUAAAUUCGAUACUGUUAUUUUUGUAAAUUGUUGUAUUUUAAUUCAAUUCAUGCGUGACCCGCAUAAUCUUUAUUCGCAAAAAUGCAAUAAUCAUGGGGAAUGCAUUAAUUAGUUGCCAGGCUGAAAAGUUAUGUGUAAAUUACAAUUUCAAAUAUUCAUUUGAAUAUGGAAUAUAGGCGGCAAAAAUGAACGGCAAACAACCAGAAAUAAUAAUAAAAAUCGCAUAAUUAUGU